UUAGACUGUGCUACAUACAAUGUUUUGGUCUCAAAGGAAUGGCAGACACCCUAUCUUUAUUUUUACGGCGUUAGGACAUCUCCAUAGAUUUUAACAUCUUUGGUUUGUACGAAUGAGCGGAGAGUUUCGUAACAGUCUAAUCUUUGGUGCGUAUGUGUUUACUGAAAUGUCAGUGAAGGAGGGAGUUGUGCGUGGAACAGUUACAUAAGAAAAGGAGUAUGACAACUAUUGGAUCUUGUUGAUUUGGUGUUAAUGCCGUGAAGUUGUAGUGUUGUCAACCGUUUGUGUGAUCUGUGGUCGUUGUCAUGGAAUCGUACGAUGAAGAUCUCAAUGAAAAUCCGUUUUUUCACAUGUUGCAGACGGAACACACAGAAUUGUUUCAGAAAGCAACUGUCGAAGGAUGGAUAAUUUGUGUACCGUGUGAAGGAUCAGUGCCAAAGUACGCUCUUACCGUAGAGGAUUUUUUUAGCCACAUUUUGAUUCCAAGCGACGAAUUACCAGAGAGUCAUUUUAGAACGCUAAAUGAUCGGGACGUCCGCAUUUGUAAUCGUGUGGUUACAGUCGAAGAAAACGAUAUUUCGAGACCCUUGACAACUCAUAUUCUGUUCGAAGAAACGUAUUACACAGAUGAUCUAUUGAAGUAUAAAGUAUUAUGUUUAGAACACCCACUUGAACGUCAUUCAGAUUUUGGUCCAGUGAGCAGUAACUCCUCAGUAGUCAUUAGUCUUCAGACUUUGAGGGACUGUAUAGACUUGUUGUGGACGGAAAGUAGAGGUAGGGAUGUACUUGAAAAAAUUGAUCAGUUGAUUCGUGAUUUUCUUUCGUGUAAUAAUAAUUUGGAGUUUGAACCGCUUCAAGUGCAGAAAGAUUUAGUUGGUAGUCUGUACACAAUUUGUUUACAGAAUGCUCUAAGAGACAGCCGUCUACGAGAAAGAACAAGUACAAAUAAACAUCUUCUUGAGAAUGUUAAAUUAGCAGUGGAAACCUACAUGCUUCACACUGUGUAUAAGAAAGUAAUAAAAGGUGUAACAGCCUGUACUGCUCAUGACGACGCCAAUUUGAAUAAAAUCAUUCGAAAUCUUUCAGAUAUCCAGUUGAGGGAUUUAGGUGUUCGUCAAGAUCUAUAUGAUACUGUGCCAUGGGCGAAGCAGGAGCUCGCUCGUAUUGAUGGGUACAGUACUGUAUUGGGCAAGGUUGGGUGUCUGAAACGUAUGUUGGGAGCCAUCACAAAGCAACAUCCUAGCAAGAACAGUCCUGACCUUUUUGUUGGUAAUGUUAUUGCUGCAGAUGAUCUGUUGCCUAUGAUAGUUUUCCUUGUAAUUAAAACUGGUCUACCUAACUGGAUUGCUCACUUGACAUUUAUGAAACAGUUUCAUUUUUCAAAUCCGUCUAAAUGUCAAGUGGAUGAAUAUAGUUUCUUAAUUACAUCCUUAGAAGCUGCAAUUGAACACAUUAACUCUGGUCUUUUCCUAGGAUCUUCCAUUCCAGAAGCUCAAAUAGUUUAUGAAGAAAAAUAUGACAAGUACAAGAAGGCUGAUGAGGAACAACAGAGUGUGUCUGCUGAGCCUAGUGGUAUUGAAUAUUUGUUUGAACAGAUAAAGCUUGGAAAUGAAAGUGAGGUGAAAGGCAUUCUGGAUAGAAGCAUUGGUUCAAAUUCUAUGAGAGAGAGAGAAUCAUCUACCAAGAAAAAUGAUAUAAUAUUGAAAUUAUGCCAUCCAUUAUGUUCCUGUGAUAAAUGCGAGAGUAUCAUUUCGAAAAGCUUGUGCAACACUACUCCCACAAUUAAUUCAUGUGAUGACAGAGGUUUUACAGCACUCCAUGUGGCCUGCAUGUUUGGGCGCCCAACUAUGGUUGAUCUUCUUCUGAAGUAUGGUUCUAAUGUUAAUGCCUGUGACUAUAGUGGUUCAACUCCUGUGCAUUAUGCUGCUGCCAAAGGUUAUCAGAAUGCACUGUUACUGUUGGUCCAUGCAGGUGCACACAUAGAUAUUGCUGACAAUGAAGGCAAUACUCCACUUCAUUUGGCAUGUAAUAAUGGCCAUGAAGGCUGUGUGAAGGCAAUCAUAUAUUUUGCUGAACAUGUUGGACUGAAAUUAAAUAUUAAUUGUGCAAAUAGUCAAGGUAAUACUGCUCUUCAUAAUGCUGCUCGCUGGGGUUAUGAGGGUAUUGUCCAUUUGCUUUUGGAAAAUGGUGCACGGCCAGGAGCAGAGAAUAAACGCCACAUAACGCCCCUUGAUUAUGCCCACAACAUCCACAUUACAAGGCUUCUGAUGAGGGCCAUAAAAACAAUGCCACCAAGUGGUCUAAUGCCUGGUAGUAGUAAUGGCAUUGUAACAAACCUCACAUCAAAAAGCAAAGAACUCCAUGUAGCAGCUUCAUCAAAGAAGACUCUUGAUUUCAGUGACAGUGUGAAACCCAGGAAAGUGUCAGGUGCAUCACUGCAGAAAGGUUCAAAGACAAAAAAAGUAUUUUAUGGAGUCUUGCCCGAGACUACACAGGGGAUGCGGAAUGUAGAGAAGCUUCUGAAAGCAAUAGCUGCUGGUGACACAAGACUUGCUUGUUAUUACAUGGGACUUGAUGCUAAUGAUGAAGCUGCAUCACAGAAGGCAGCACAGCCAGAACAACAGCAUGAAAAAUGUCACCCAUUAUGUACUUGUGAAAAGUGUCAACCGGAAAAUGAUGUUAAUUCAGAUGAAAAUGGAACUGAUGAAGAGCACUCACACCAUAUACUUGAUGUGAAUGUUUGUGAUGGUGAGGGCUUUACACCAUUACAUGUUGCAGCUAUGCAUGGGCGUUUAGAUCUUACACGUUUGCUGAUUGAUGCUGGUGCACUUGUAGAUGUACGGACUCGGACCAAAGCUGCAACACCACUCCACUUUGCUUGUCAAAAUCAGAGACUUCAGGUUGCGCAGCUUUUGUUAAGGCGGUCUGCAGAUCCAGAUAUUCAGGAUUGGCAUGGGAACACAGCUUUGCAUUAUGCUUGUUAUGUUGGCAACAUAAGACUUGUUGAAACAUUGUUGCAGCUUGCAUCUCCAAGGUUGGAUUUGAAGAAUGCAUCGGGUAAAUCAGCAGUACAGGAAGCUGAAGAGAAGAUGGCUCUUACCAUUGUCAAACUGUUGCGUGGAGGGAAGCAUUUUGUUGUAAAUGGAGAUGAGAGUAAAGACUACUGAAGGGAAUUGUGUACUGAAUGGUUUUUGCUACUGAGUGAAAGAAAAAAUAUUUUAGUACAUUAUUUACCAGUAUUGACAUUUAUAUUAUUUCUAUAUGUAGUUACUUUUUGGCCUGUGAGUGACAUUCAUUGAUGUUAAGGCUUCAUUUGCUUGCUUCAUAAAUUAAGACAUAUAGAUGUUAUUAGUGUAUUAUUAAAAUAACUGUCAGCAGUUUCCCUAUAAUUUAACUGUAUCAAGAUCUCUGUGUUGAAAAAGCCUUUCAGAAACCUUAUGUAUCAAGAAUGCUGGAUAUUUAUUAUACACCAGAAGAUUCAGAUGUUAGUAGACAGUGCAUUGUAAUUUUCUUUUAUCAGCCUAGGUACAGUGUACAACAUAGUCCUGAAAGAAAUGAAUGCUUUGAGUGAGAAUGUGUUUUUGUUAUGUUCCAUGAAGUAGAAGUACAAGUGAUCUGUAAGCAUUAGGGUUUUACUGUGAUCUCCCCAACAAUAUCCCACGAAAGUCAGUGCUAUUUUGGAGUUUGUGAUGCACAGCAUUCUGUUAUUUUUUAUUAGAUUUUUUUUUAUUUUUCUAACUUGUUCCAAACCAUAUAUGUUCAAUGAUGAAACAUAGGCUACUUUAAUCUGAAUCCUAGGUAACUGGCAUUUUUAUGGUGCGUGUAUGCAUGGCUGCAUAAAUCUUGAUGUUCUUAUUGGUGCUAACCAUUUGGUGCUAUGUAAAGUAAAUCUGCUUAUUUUUAAAUUGUUAUUAAUUACUUUAUGUGGUAUGUUCAUGGUUUUUGUAACAGCAAUAUUAAUGCAGUGGCAUUUACUUUUGGAGAUUAACACUUGGAAUUUCAAAGUAAUAAUUUGUUAUAAACAUAUAUGAUUGAAGGGAAAUUACUAAACCAUUCUCAGCAGAAGGAAAGAUUGGAACUGAAGAUGUUCAUUGUAUAAAAUAUUUCUAAGUUGGGUUUCCACAUGCACUGAAAACUUUCUUAUGGAUACUCCUCAUUGUCUGCAUUAGAAAACACUUUGCUAUCUGUAAAAAUGACAGUCAGAGAAGUUCAAAGCUGUUUCAUUUACUGGCGUAGUAUCACUUCCUUCAACACUGCUGAAGAGUCUCUGCUGAUCAUGGUAACAGGUGGAAAUUCAUCCAUUCUGCUUCUGUUCAUUCUGUUGGCACCUGUUUUAUUUAGUAGCCUAUCUGACACUGUGUAGGGAAGUGAGAUUUGUGUGUAACUAGUUAUGUACUGUUCGUGAGGAAGUGUACUUUUAGAAUCAGAGGAACUAUAUUUGCUGCAAUAGAAAUUAAAGAGAGAAGCCAUUGCCAGAGAUUGCACAUGCCUUCUGAAAAAAUUUCCCAGGAAUGAAAAUAAAAUCAUAAUCUUGUAUAUGGUAAGUUUCACUCUUGCCAUUCUUGGGGCAUUCGUGCAUUGUAUUUGAGUGUUACAUUGUGCCUUCUGAAUAUGUCACAUGUUUCAAACAGAGAUUUAGUGUAGCUACAGUCUGGGGAAUGCUUCCACAAUGAAAUAUUCUUUCUGGUCCUGCAAAUUUGCAUGAGAACUUCUGUGAAGUUUGAAAGGUAGAAAGUGAGGUACUGGUGGAAAUAAAACUGUGAGUGCAGGUCGUAACUCAUGUUUCGGUAGCUCAGUCAGUGGAGCACUUGCUCAAUGUCCCAGCGUAGAGUCUUCAUCUCCCACAUAGGUUCCACCUGUCAGGAAGUUUCACUCAGUAAUCUGUUGACUGUUAAUCUCCAUAUUGACAGUGUGGUUACCAUGGAUUAACUAUGUGAAUAGGAACUGUUUACUCAGUUUUGUGUGUCACCCUUAUGACAAUUUGAGAGAAAAUGUAACUGAUUUUACUAGUAACUUUUUUUCUACUCCAGGUCACAUUUAUUUAAGCUGAUAGUCAUGGUGAGGGUUGGGUUGUUUCGGGGAGAAGACCAGACAGCGAGGUCAUCGGUCUCAUCGGAUUAGGGAAGGAAGACGGCUGUGCCCUUUCAAUUGAACCAUCCCAGCAUUUGCCUGGAGUGAUCUAGGGAAAUCACGGAAAAUGUCGUCCUCCCGAAUGCGAGUCCAGUGUGCUAGCCACUGCGCCACCUCGCUCGGUCAAUAGUAAUGGUGAAAACUGUUAUGCCUUACAGCUGUUCAGUGAGACAUUAAAGAACUCUACUAACAGAAGUGUCUAAUUUAUUGACUAUCAUCACAAUUCAAUCAGAUGCUUUUGGCUUGAUGUUGCAUAGCCGAACCAUUUUCUAAAGAAAUGCUCAUCACUUUUUGUACUUUCCCACUCUUUGUUAUUACCUUGUUUUAGUAAUUUGUUCUAAAGAAAUGCUCAUCACUUUUUGUACUUUCCCGCUCUUUGUUAUUACCUUGUAUUGCCUGAGUACUGACGUGCUUUAAGUUUCCAUCCAAGAUGUCAAACACUGGCAUGUCAUGUGAUGCUUCUUCUUUCCUUUCUGCCCUGUUGAUUUUAUGUACAGUGGUUUCCUUUUAUUUGUGCUUGUAGAUUGUUUGCUGAAUUCUCCAGAUGCUUCACAUCAUCUGUAUACUUUUCUCUUUGGCCUGUGCUUUAAUUGUUGACAUUUAUAGGUACUAUUGUAGUGGGUGGAUUGAUUUCCAAAAACUAUUCUAGAUAAAUCUCUUGAUUGGGAGGAUGAAGAUGCAGAAUACACUCAGCUCAGACUUAACAGAAGCAAAAGUGAUUACACUGCUGAUGAUGAUUCUUCAGUUUGAAUAUCCACACUGCUUGACAGAUCUGUUUAAACUGUAGUUAAUUCACUUCAUUGGGAAAAACAAGUUAAUGAAGUAUAUCAAUGUUUACAUAGGUAAACAGUGCUGCCACCGAUGAUUGAUGAUCAUACUUAUUAAUGUUUUGUAGAGAGAAAACAGCAGUGUGAGAUAUAUACAUAAUGGUCUGCAACAAAGCUGCAGAAUUAUACCAAGUUGCUCUUGCUGGUUUGUGAAGACAAAAAGGUCACUCUCCAACUGCAUGUAUCAUCAUCAUCAUCAUCAUCAUCAUCAUCAUCAUCUGCUGCUGCUGCUGCUACCAUAGCAUCAUGGGAAGGUGUACCGCACCUCUCUGUAGUCAUACUGUUAAUUUCUGAUUGUAAAUAAACAGUUAUAUCAUCCAUAAUUUCUUACAGAAAGUUGUUUAGAUUUCUUCAGUGUAUGCUUCUUUCAUGACAUUCUGUAACAAUAUAGUAAUUACACUGCCUUAGGUAUGGUAAUUAUUCUGAAUAAAAUUGAAAACAUACACAACUCAUUUAAUUUUUCAUUUGGAAUAGUAGAUAUGUACUUCUAAUGGCUGUAAGGUGUUAAGCAAUGUCACAACUUGUUAGUGUUGCCAAAUCAGUUUAAUAUUACAGCAGUAGGAAUCCACAUUACAAGUACACUAAGAUGUUGUCUUUUCUUAUCCAUAACUUAUGUGCAGAUGAAUUCCCUAUCCUUCAUUCUGGGAAUAUUUUUGUAUAGCUGCAAACAUUCUUCUAUAUUAUGAUUAUAAUAGUGGUGUGGAUGUAAGAAGACAGGUGGUGGCAUGAUGCACAGUGCCAAGGAGCAUGUACCACUUCAUGCUCCAGCCAUUAAUGUAAUUGUAUCAUACCUGCCUGUAGCACACACUGGGGCCGUGUUAAGUGUUGAUUUUCAUAUUAGUUUAUAUAUGAUGUGGUUAAUUAGCCACUACACUCUUCAUUAUGAGUGGCAUGCAACAACACAAUAAGUAUUAUAUUAAGGAUCAACAGUGAUAGUUUCCAAAGUACAUAAAUUCUGGCAGACAGAGCCAGAAGUGGAAACUGUGGCCAAAUGCAGCACUCACCCAUGCGUUGCCAGUUAGUGUGGUAAGCAACAGCUGGAGUGUGAGGUACAGGAUGGGGCAGAGAGCACACUGGUCACACCAAAAAGUAUUCUGUCUGUCUCUUUGCACAGAAGCUAUCACACAGCUGCCUUCUUAUGUGCACCACGAUAUACUGAAAGCAAUUUCUUUGAGCAACUAUGUAACUACACUUUUCACAGGUGGCAGCAUCUACUACAGGAGGGUGUUAUCAACAGACAUGGUUACAGAUUUCUUCAUGCGAUGUUUUAGGACACCAUUCUGAUGGAUACACACAGUUUAAAACAGCAAUUUGUCUGUAGUGGAAACUCCUUACAUUCAAGCAACUGUGCAACAGAUUCAUGAUAAUUGCCUUGAAGGUUAAAGAAUGUGGCAUUGUUUAGAAGUACUAUGCACAUCAUGUCAACAUGAAGUUUCACUACCUCCCAGCCCUCUUUGCCCCCUCCUCCCCAUAGAUCUGUCUGUCACCACAGUCAGGUUUGAUUGUAUCCAACUUACAAUGCAUAGGUGCCCCUAGAAUGGCAAGAGUAAUAGUAAUAGAUAUACCUUCUUCUGAACAUGUAGUUUGUUGAGUAUUUCACUGAUGUCUUUGUUCCUUAUGCAUUAGCAUUAUUUUUAUGAAGAGUAAUACCAUAAAUUGUAUGUUGCUGCUACCUCUGGAUAUGUCAGUGGCUCUGAAUACCGGAAGAACUUUUGUUUCUCACUACAGCACAGUAGGGUAAAACACUCUCCACCUCAUCCCACUCCUACAAAAACAGCUGAAACACAAGAGUACAGGCACUAAAUUAAAUCUUGUGCUUACUGUUUGGGAAAAUAUUAAUGAAAGACAAUGUCGAUAUUUACAAAUAAAUUUAUGUAAGACAUGUAAUGGAACUAAUUUCAAAGCAUUAAUAACAAAUGAGACUGCAGGAAACAUAAUUGAUAUUUAUUUCCAGACUGUGUACAUUGUGAAAAGGUAAAGGAACAUUGAGCAUGUGGGACAAAAUUUUCUUUUUUUUCUUUUGUAAUAGUGUGCCUAGUCAUGUCUUAUGAGAAUUGGUUGAACAUUGUGGUGAUUAAACCUGUCUAAUUUUUUUGUGUCAUUAUAAUUGACAAAUAUUGUCUAACAUGUUUGUAAUUUAAUAUGGAAAGAAAUUCUUUGAAAUCUUGACCUUCUCUUGUAAGUUUUUCUGUUACUGUUUUUAUUAAUAUGUGAUGAGAAGGUCUCACUGUUAUUUUUGGCGAAAAGAGAACCAUAACAAUACUUACAGCCAAGGUAACCCCUUUUUUGUACCAUUUAGUAUUGAAACUAUGAAACAAACUGAAUUUGACAAGAAGUUAUUCCUGGAAACAACUUUCAUUAUUUCAAGUAAGUACUGAAUACACAGAAAUGAGGAAAGGCUUUGCAACUGCUCGUUUUAGUUGAAUUAUAUUCACACAACCACAUAGACACACAAAUGCACCCACUGGCAGUGAUUUUCACUGAAGCCAAAGGCUGGGGUGUUUGGAGAGUGUGAGUGGUUAUGGGUGGAACAGUCUCUACUCAUGUUUGUUUGCUUCCAUCCUAGAAUUUCACUUACUGAAGUUUGCAGAAUAUAUUAUAGAAUUGGAAUAUUCAGAGAUGUUUGAUCGUGGAGGUUCUUGUUCAUUUAAUAUAGGGAUUCAGUUGCUCUGUUUGUACCAAUUUACUCAUAUUGCUAACUGUAUUGUUGAGCAGAAUCUUUUGUACAAUUUCAUACAAUCAUCUUGAAUUACCUUGUGGUGUGUGUCUGCUAUUUGUAUUUCUCCCUAGUCACACAGAAUCCCAUUUUGAAUAGGAAGACAGCCAAAUGGAGCUUUGGAUUACUGUGAUACUGAUAAUUGUAAAUAUCAUUUGUAAAUGUUUUUGUAUAUGCUCAGCACGUUAUCUUAGUCUUGAUAGUUGUUGAUAGGUCUGUAUUUUUAUGCUGGAAUCUAGCUUCCGUAUCUGUUGAAAACUAAAACCAAUUGGAGAAAGUGUUUUGUUAAUUUUAUAUUGUAUGUGUAAAUAGAUGUAAUUUUUUUAAGACUGAAAGAUUUUGAUGUCAUAACUGGAAGCAUUCUAAUUUGUAUCAGACUGAUUUUUUUCAGCAAAUACAUAUUCUUAAUUACAA
Molecule: messenger RNA, 9087 nt
Organism: Schistocerca gregaria
Lineage: Eukaryota; Metazoa; Arthropoda; Insecta; Orthoptera; Acrididae
Product: ankyrin repeat domain-containing protein 27-like
Exons: 1
Coding region: 306-3167 (953 amino acids)
Biological process (GO): neuron projection morphogenesis; early endosome to late endosome transport
Cellular component (GO): early endosome; transport vesicle; neuron projection
Molecular function (GO): guanyl-nucleotide exchange factor activity; SNARE binding
Source: RefSeq, a predicted model, not a curated record